GCAACCUAAUUCUUUUUUAAUCGGAGCGACAUAAAUCCCUAACUAAACCCCUCUCAGUCGUCAAGUCUCUUGUCCUUCCGAUUCAAAAACAGAAGCAAAUCAAAGAGACGAACUCACAGUAAUUCAUAUAUGAUUCGUCCUCGAACCCUACUGUUUUACUCAUCAUCAAUCUCUCACAUUUCACACAGAUGGGUUUCUUCCACAACACAACUCCAUGGUUCAUGGAUCAACAAGAUUAAAGGUGUAUUCACCGGCCAAAAAACCUCCACCGAUGCCGCCAAAGUACCCAUUUCCGAGUCAUUCACUCUCCUUCGAUUUGCGGAUGAAUUGGGCAGAGCAAAGAAGUUAGGGACUCUGAAGCAGUAUGUUGUAGGGAGAGGUAGUGAAGUUACAUUUGCUGAAGCUUUUGAGAAGCAGCAAGCUAUUCUUCAAUAUCUUGGUGCAUUGGAUCCCACUGGAGAGAAUCUUCAAACACAUCAAAAGCAACAGGCAGCAAAACAUUGCAAGUGCACAAUAGUUGAUGUCGAGAAUAUGUUGGCAAAGUUUACUUGGGCAAAAGAAGCACAAAUGAAACUUGAGAAGAUGAAGGAAGAAGGGAAGCCAUUGCCAAAGAGCAUGGCUGAGGUUCAAAAGUUGAUGGGUUCAUCCCCGCUGGAUGUUGCACGAUCAAACAUGGCUAAGAGUGGGCAAAUUAGUAGGAAUGCAUUCUGUCCUUGUGGUUCCAAGAAGAGAUACAAAAGGUGUUGCGGGAAGGAUUCAACGUUUUAAACGGAGAGGUUUAAUCAACAAAUAGCUAAAGAUGAAGAGCUGGCAUGUCCAAAACAAGAAAUUCUUGUAUGGUCAGAUGACAUUUUUCCUUUAUCUAAAGUCAAUCUCAAUUGUUGUGUCGUUUAAUAACAUCAAUGGAGUAAAAUCUGAUGGUUAAUGCACAUCAAAACUAGAUGAGUAGUAUUAGCUGCUGUGUUUGUGAUUAAAAAAAAAGUUACCAAGUACAGAGACCUCAAUAAACCAGGUGCUCAUUACAUUCUAGAAAGUUUUUUAAAUUACAAUUUCGUAUUUUUCAGA
Messenger RNA from Solanum pennellii, 1065 nucleotides. RefSeq lists its product as uncharacterized. The record is from RefSeq and is a predicted model, not a curated record. NCBI's taxonomy places the organism in Eukaryota, Viridiplantae, Streptophyta, Magnoliopsida, Solanales, Solanaceae. Bases 130 to 768 code for a protein of 212 amino acids. The transcript is spliced from 5 exons.